Messenger RNA from Ficedula albicollis (Collared flycatcher), 7155 nucleotides. RefSeq names its product URB1 ribosome biogenesis 1 homolog (S. cerevisiae) (gene URB1). Gene Ontology annotation, cellular component: nucleolus. The transcript is spliced from 37 exons. Lineage: Eukaryota; Metazoa; Chordata; Aves; Passeriformes; Muscicapidae. The record is from RefSeq and is a predicted model, not a curated record. Gene Ontology annotation, biological process: maturation of LSU-rRNA from tricistronic rRNA transcript (SSU-rRNA, 5.8S rRNA, LSU-rRNA); maturation of 5.8S rRNA from tricistronic rRNA transcript (SSU-rRNA, 5.8S rRNA, LSU-rRNA).
AUGGCGCACGUGGGGCUGGAGACCUUCGUGUCCGUCGCCAAGACGCUGCCAUCGCCCCAAGUGUACGAUGUCGUGGAGGGAUACGUGAAAAUUUCUAUGGAGUGCGCUGAGAUAUUCAAGCUUCUCGAUGGAGAAAGGAAGCCUGAAAGUGAAAUGCUGUUAAUCUUUCAAGCUCUAGAAGCCAUUUUACUGAGGACAGCCAGCGACCUCUCACAUUUUUCUGUUGUGGGAAUGAACAUUGUCAAAAAGUUGAUUCAUUCCUAUAUGAAACUGGUCUAUGCUGCAUUGUAUUCUGAAAAUUACACGAUGAGCCGAGGAUGCCUUACACUGUUGUCAGCAAUGGUGGCUCAGGGCCCAGAUUCAGCAAGGGAUGUAUAUAGUCAUUUUGAUUUCAAUAACAAAUACCUGCCUGGAUUGUUGACAAAAGGAUUUAAGAAGGGAAGAACAGAUGUCCGCAUGGCCUAUAUUCAGUUCGCUCUCUCCUUUCUCAUUGCUGGGGACAAUGCACUCUUGGCACAGGUGCUGGAAUUGAAAGAUUUCAUUCCAGGUAUUCUUCGCUCUGAAAUAAAGGAAGACCGAGUUUCUACUGUCAAUCUUUUACUUUCCACACUGAGAACUAAGGUGGUUCAUAACAAAAAUAUCAGCAAAACUCAGAAGGUGCGCUUUUUCACUGCAGAAGUGUUGCUUCACAUCGCUUCACUGUACCGUUGGAAUGGGAUUACUGAUGUCAGCCCUGAGGAUUUAAAGGUGGCUCAAGGUUCUGAAGAGGUGGGAAAAGCAAUGGUGCGAGAACUUGUGCAUAGUUUCUUAAUGGACCUCUGCUGCUCUCUGAAACAUGGCAUAACAUUCUAUGAUCCAAGUCUUGGAACUUCUGGCAAGGGAGGAAAUGUGGUACUUCUGCACUUCCUGCUUGGUUUAAAAACUGCAGCAGAAGAUGAAAUGGUUGCUGAUCUCCUGGUGAAUAUUCUCAAAGUAUGCCCAGAUUUAUUGAAUAGAUACUUUAAGGAGACCCAUUACUCCUUUGUUCCUAGAGUGGCACCUGCUUGGAUGGACAAUGUGAAGUUACUCAAGAAGAUCUACGAGGCUCAACCAGACAUCUCCAAUUGUUUUAAGACUUCAGAGUUUAUUCCUCUUCCCAGAUUGCUGUCUAUGGUGAUGGUAACAACAGUCCCUGCAGUGUGCAAUAAAACGAUGCUCAGCAAAGGGUUAAAUAAGAACAGCAUAGUGGUGAAGCACAGCAUCCUGUCACUGGUAUCCAUGGUGCUGAGAAGAGCCCUGAGGAACAUUGAGCACUGUUUGUGUGAAGAAACCUGGCGAAGGUCACAAAUCUACACGCUGCCAGCAGUGCAGGAGUUUGUGCAGCUGUACAGAGAAGCUGUCAGCAAGGUUUUACCAGACGUGAAUAAUCUAGUGGCUGUCUGGCAGUCCCUUCUGAAGCAAAAGGGAGAACAUACCGAUGGCCCAGCAGAGGAAAAGGAAGGUGAUGUCUCCACUGUCAAGGCCAUGACCGAAGCAGGAGUUGCUGAGCAGCAUGGUUCAGAUGAUGCUGAGAUGCUGCUUCUGAAAGCUGCACUGCUUCAGGUCAUAUGUCUUUAUCAGAAGGUUGUGCCCCACUUGGUAGCACGGAGCAACUUUGAUUUUAGCAAGCUGCUAAAAGGUGUAGUCACUGAAAAGCGCUUGCGGGAGGAGGUCCCUCCUCUUCUGCAGCACCAUAUCCUGAAAGUGGCUUUGGAACUUCCUGCGAACAAAUUUGCCUGGUUCAGAGUACAGGGUAUCUCUGAGACGGAGAAGAUACCUGGUGAAAAAUCAGUCUUCUAUUUACUGAUGAAAAUGUUCGUUACAACUACCCAUUCUCAUCUGAAAAUUUCCACCAAAAAAUUAAUCAUUAAGGUUUUAUGUGACAGUGGAGUGUUUGAGUACACGUGGAAGGAACUUUCAAUUUGGCUGGAGCACUUGGAUAAGACAAAAGAAGACCAAAAGGAAGCAGUGAUUCAGUUUUUGGAAAGGAUCCUGCUGAAGCUGGUGACAAACCCCUACACCUACACAGAUAAGGCAGCAGACCUGGUUCAGGAAGCCAGCGUGCUCCAGGUGGCUGUGUUUAAACAGGACUCCGAUAACAUCAGCAUCCCUGUCUCUCACAUCGAUGAUGUCCUGGAUAUGGUGGAUGUCCUGAUUGAGGGCAGUGAUGGCUUUGAUGAAGAAAUUGGGUUCUCUUUAAAUGAAGACAUGAUUAUCCAGACAUUUCCCUUCAGUGCUGUUGUCCCUGCUGCAUUAGAAGCCAGGAAUAUACUGUUGCUUCAGUCUGAAAAUGGAACAGGAGCGCACGUUGUAGAGUACCUUGUUGCUGUUUUCACUGAGCUCCUGCACUCUCAGAGAGAACCCCUUGCUCUUUGCUUGAUGUUCCAGCUCUAUGAUAAAGAUCUCGAGUCCCUGGAAGUUGCUAAGUAUCCUCAGCUCUACCAGUUUAACCAGUACUAUAAACUCUGGAUACCCAAGCAGUCUCAGGAAUCUGUGGUAUGGAAUACCUGAAGCCACUGAAUUCUUGAGCCAGUAUUCCUAUGGGAUGAGAGAGGAAGCAAGACCCUGCUGGAAGGUGGUGUUCAGACAAAAUUGAGAGACUUGGCUUCCUGGCUCCCACCUGACCAGCUUUUGUUGGGAGUAAAGCACGUGCUCUUAUACCUGAAAUCCACAGUGGAGAACUUCAGCAGUGUAAGAGCAAUAUUGACCCUGGAGGAUACACUCACCUUGAUUUUCAGACAUCCUACACUGGAGAGCUGGUUCCUGGCGUUGGAGCUGCGCUCUAUUCCUCAGCCUGGUCUGAACCCUGUCACUGUGAAGCUCCUGUCAGCUCACCUCAAUUCUGGGGUGCUCCAGCUGCUGAAAACAGGCGCCCCCAUCCUGCAGAGCAUUACAACGGAUCACAGACACGUCUUGUCCAGGUACUUCGAAGCCAUCACCAAAAGUGUCCUGGAAGAGCUGCAGACUGUGGGGAAGGACAGAAGCCAGGUCUGUCCCAGGAAGUCUCACCAGCUGCAGGCUCUGGAGGAGCUGCAUGUGUACAUGACUGCAGCUCAGCUGAAGGAGAUCACUUUGACCAUGCUGCAACUUCCUGAGAAUAGCUUGACUUCUCAGAAAUCUGAAAAAUCCCCUAAAAUAGGGAAGCAGUUAAGCUUCUGUGGACAAAUUUUGGUGCAGCUCCUUACAGACAGCUACCAAAGACAUCCCCAGCAAGGAGAACUUCUGCUGUCUGCAGAGCACGUUACGGCUUUGGGGGAAUUGAUGCCAGCAUCAGCCAGCAAAGAUUUGGAGCGAGUUUUCCUUCAGGCUCUCCAGAGUGAGCCAGUCCUUGCUCUCGCAGGUGGUGUCGAGGUGCAGGCUCACUGUCUUGCCCAGUGCUCACACACCUCCCUGGCCACUGCAGCCAUGCUGAUCCAGCACUCCAGGACUCACCUGCUGCAGUUGGAGCUCUGGUGUCUGAGUACUGCCACCGGGAAGUACCUGAGGAAAUACAUGGACAGCUUUCUUCCACUCAUUCAUGUGUAUUUGCAAUGCAGAGACCUGUAUGGUUUCAGCCGACCUUCUGCAGUUGUCUCGGCUGUCACACCUGUCCUGAGGAAAGCCCUGUGGAAGGAGCUCUGCGCUGGGAUUCAGGACGCCGGAGCGUCCCACGAGGCCUCCGAGAAACUGCAAAUUCUUUCUAAGUUGUUGCCACCUUUGGAAAGCAAAGAGCUGCACAAUCUAAUGGACCAGCUUCCUGCUGCUCUGGAGAAGGCAGGGAAUGGAGAGAGGUGGGCAGUGUGUGCUUGCCUCCCCCAGGGCACGUUUGUCCUGGGAAGCGCUGUGAUGGGAAUGGGGGCAGUAACAACAAAAAUCGCUGUAGAAGCUCCGUGUGCCAAAUGUAAACCAAUGCCUGCUUUUCCUUGCUGCAGACAGUGUGUGGUUGAAGAAGUGGACCCAGGUGACUGGUGCAGCCUUGUGAAGACAGGACUCAAGUACCGUUACAGAGAUGAAACAUUUCUGAAGGUCCUGAACGUUGCCAUCCAAUUACUAUACAAGAAAGAGUCCUCACUUAGUCAGAGCUUAGUCAGGCUCUCCAAAAUUCACAUGAUGGUCACACAGCACUCUCUAUUUUUGUCAACCAUCCUGAGAUCAGUAGAAGAAGAUGGCACGAAGAUCCACACAAGAGGGGGGCUGCUGCCACCACAGGAGAUGGAAGAGUCACUUUAUAAAGAUGGAACAGUCAAGAGCCUUGAUGACUUCUAUGAUCCUUGUUUUCUACUUCAACUCUUCAGUGAACUGACCAGACCAGAGUGUGUGGUGGCAUGUCACAAGUUUGUGGAAGUCAAUGCCCUGGGUCUCACAGUGGCUGCCCUGAGCAGCUAUGACCCCAACAUGAGAGCAGCUGCAUAUUUUGUCCUGGCUUCCUUCCGCUCCCAUCUGGAAGGGGCUCGCUUUCGAGAGAAGAGCCAGUUGCUGUAUCUCUUGGAUGCUGUGCAGAAUGGAAUCAAGCAGCCAAACCUCAGGGUCACCUUCUCCCUGACCCUCUACAUUGCUCGUGUGGCACAGCAGAUGCUGAAGCCAGAGGAGCACAUGUACAUAAAGGUAAACAGAUUCCUUCUGUCACACCAGUAUUUGGACCUGAGGAAAGUACCAGAUUUUUUCCAGCUUUUCUACAGUUUUGAUUUUGAGUACAAAACAGAGCGAGAGUGGAUCCUCAGAUUUCUUGGGGAGGGGCUGCGUGACAAACAUUGCUAUGAGCUUUAUGACUACCAGAGGAUUUUCCAAAUCAUUCUUUCCUUUUUCAACAGUCCUUUGUGUGAUGGGGGCUCCCAGAGUCGUAUUCUGGAGAUAUUACAAAGCGCUGCCCGUGUCACCAGAGCUGCCUAUGAGCUGAUCCAGGAUCACAGCCUCCUCACGUGGCUCCUGCACAGCUUAGAGAAAAGGUUUCUGGAAAACAAGGUGAUAAAUAAAAUCAUUUCCUUACUCCAUACUCUGUGGUUAACAAAUUUAGGAGACAAGAGAGAAAACAAGAAUCAAUCCCAGGAGAAGAGGAAACUUCUUCCUAUUCAGCUUGUAAAUGAAUUUCUGUAUGUUUUGGUCACGUUGAUCAAACAUAUUGGGACUAAUGUAGAUGUGGCCAAGCUGACAGAGUUCUUCAGCACCUUCAGCUCUGUGCUGGAAUACCGUGCGGUUGUUGUGGAGGCUUUUAGGGAGAUGAGGCGUUUCAUGGCCAAUGACAGCGUCCUGUCCAGCAGGGACCUGCUGCUGCUGCUGCACAAGUGGAGCCUUGUCAGCAAAGACCUGCAGCUGCAGGAGGAGCUGCAGGCCCUGGCCUGGAAGUGCCAAAACAAAGAAUUGCUCAAAAAUGUUAAAGACAAGAACAAACCUCAAGCUUCAUCUCACGUGUAUCGUCACACUGGGAAAAAGAACGAGGUUGAAGAAGAUGACGCUGCUGCAGACAUGGAAGUGUCUGAGCUGGAGAAAUGCAGAGAACAUCUGAAUUCCAUCCUUGUCCAUUGGGACCCUGUUUUCCCAGCAGCACCCUGCACACGGGGAGGGGAGACCCUGAGGGCCAGUGAAGGUGGGGGCGAGGCAGUGGCCGUCACCUGUGCAUCCAUUCACGUGGUCACUAAGUGGCUGGUGAGGUCCCUGGCUGGGCAGAGCCUCCUCAGGGAGCAGGACGUGUCCCCAGCGCUGAGGUGGCUGCAGAACCGUGUCCUGCCACACCUGGCGGCCGCGUGGGAGGUGCUCGGGGAUGAGACACUGAGGAACAACCUCUUCAAGCUUUACAGCCGGCUCUGCCAGGCCAGCAGCUCCUCAGCUGGGCUCUCCAGGGAGCUCGGUGUGCUGGGUUCCAUCAUGCUCCAGCUCAUGGAGGAGCAGGGCCCGUCCAGCACCUUCCAUGAGCUGGUGAAAUCCCUUUGCCUAUCAGCGACAACAGAAGAGGAUGCAGACAGGAGAGCUGUUUCUGUGUUCCUGACUUCCGUUUACAUCGGGGACAUGUGGCUUGGAGCUCAGCAGCCAGAUAUGUUACUGACCCACGUCAGGUUGGUCUGCACUAGUGCAGGUGGUGAACUGCAGGAUGGCUUGGGAACUCCGAAACAAGGAGAAGAACCUAUUGUGUCUCUUUGCAAAAAGAUUUGGCUACAUCAAGGCAUUAAUUCAGGGCACUAACACUUCCUCUUCAACAUUCUGUGCUCUGCCAUCAUCGCUGUGAGCCCUGAAAGCCUCCUGAGCUGUUCUCAUACAGACCUAACUUGUUUGGUUCAAAAAAAAUUUUACUUUUGUUUGGUGAAAAAAAACCUUAUUACUGUGUGGAAACUCAUGGGGAAGAUAUUAUUCAACAUCUCUCAGUGGGACAUUAAAGCUUCAAUUUCCCUUUUCUUGAACAGUCUGAAGCACAAUAUUACUUUAUAUCAUUUUUAUUACAGGCAUUUUUAACUUUUUGAAAACUAGGAAGUCUGUUUGUGCAUAUGUAUGUCGCUAAUAUCCAUCCUCUCUCCAGUGCAGGAUGGGAAAAAAGGGCUGCAGAGCUUCCUACAAUGGGCUGUAAGUGCAAAUAACGAGGAGCCAGAGGUUUAGUCAUGAUGAUUUAUUAUUUCUUAAAAGAACCUGAUUGAUUUCAUGAUAGCAAAACCAGUACGAAUAGAAGAUUGAAGUCGGGAAUCAUGGUGGCCUCCUCGGGUUUAAAAAGCUUUAAUGGCUUUUGAAGGCAUUUAUAUCAGACCUGGUUUAUUUUUAUUCCCCAUUGAUUAAAUUUUUUAAAAAAUCCCUGAUCCGUCACUGCUGCUGUGAUGUGUGACAAAAGGCCAUCUUCCCUCCACUUGGAAGAGGUGAGAGAUGGAGCUAAACCCCAAAGGAUUUUCUGCUCACUGAUUACACCUGAGUUUUAGUGGGGAUUCUCUGCAAAAUCUGAUCAGUUGUUCUUGACUGUGGCCAUGAGGGGAGUCGAACGUGCCAGCCCAGAUCUGCAAACAUGCAGUGCCAGAAGGAGAACCUUUGAAAUGUGAACCAGGAUUUCUUCAGUGACUCGCGAGUGCCUGCUGGGCUCAGGUCCUCUGUGCAAACACUGUACAGGGAAAAGGCAGGACUGCACAUUCCUUGUGAUAUGAAUUGAGUUGUGGGGGGGUUAAAUAAAAACGAGAUGCAAAGGAA